AUGAAUGGUUGGAACGGGGGUGGUGGUGGGGGACAUGGAUUGGGAGAGGGCAGAGGCAAGUUGGAGUGGGAUGGUUUGGAGGAACGAGCUGAAAGCGGAGGAGAUUGCCGAGGUCAAGGCCUCAAACACAUUGUUGAUGAGGUCACCAAAGGGGCGGGCGCAAGUGGGGGGAGCGUCCCGGGGUUUGGAGCACUCCGAGGAGGCAUGACCACCUGCAAACUUCAUCCAUCGCACUUCGCGGGUGCAGUCACCCGCAAAGUGCGCCAGUCCUUGGCAGCGAAAGCACACCCGGGUCAUCCUCCUGGAGCGGGGCUUCUCCAUCGUCACUUCGACGUGGUCAAGGAGGGUGAGGGUGGGGAGGAGGCGGUUCUCCGGCGUGUCAGGAGCGGAAACGAAGAAGAGUGGGGUGAGGCGGCGGGUGCAGGGGGAAAUGAUCCUGGAAAUGACUGA
Molecule: messenger RNA, 450 nt
Organism: Schistocerca serialis cubense
Lineage: Eukaryota; Metazoa; Arthropoda; Insecta; Orthoptera; Acrididae
Exons: 2
Coding region: 1-450 (149 amino acids)
Source: RefSeq, a predicted model, not a curated record